Vitrella brassicaformis is the source of this 920-nucleotide messenger RNA. The record is from the annotation of a GenBank genome assembly. Lineage: Eukaryota; Vitrellaceae.
GUCAGGUCCAUGGAGCCGUGCUGUCGCAUUCCAGACUUGUGGCAUAAGCCACGAGAUCUGCGCUGGAGGAGCUUCUUCGUUGAGCUAGCAUCCGUCGCUCGAGAUCAGCUGUUCCCGACGAAGAGAACACCUGCAUAACAGCUACCGACCGAUACGAGCAGACGCCUGUGACGCAGAUCCACGAGCUGGUUGCUUUGGAUCUCGCCUCUGUCGGUGACUCGACUGAGUGGCGAGGCGGUUCUCACUCACUCACUGCAGGCCAGGCACCACAUAACAUAACAUGACGUCCAUUCUGCAGCCGUCCAUUGACCGUAAGCACAGAACACGCCAGACGGCAGAUAGAUGCCAUAGCAAGGAAGGAUGCACACAGCCACAAACACAAACAGACCUCUGGCGUGUCGUCCAUAUGGCCUCUCUCUCUCUCUCUCUCUCUCUCAUGACGUGUGUGUGUAUGAUCAGAGAGGAUAGCGGUGGUGACCAACGACGGCCGGCUGUUUGUAGGGACUUUGCGUGGGUUCGACCAGACGACCAAUGUCAUCCUGCAGGACGCCAGCGAGCGGGUCUACAGCCAGGAUCAGGGGGUCGAGGAGAUACAGCUGGGGCUAUACGUCGUCAGGGGAGACAACAUGUAUGUCUGUCAGCCUGGGAAGGCACCUGUGUGUGGGAGGGAUGGACCUCUGUGUGUGUGUGUGUGUGUGUUGUGUGUGCAGUGCGAUAAUCGGUGAGAUCGAUGACGUGAUCGAUUCCGAGAUUGACCACACCACCAUCAGGGCAGCGCCGCUCAAACCGGUAAGGAAGCAAUGCAAUGCAGACAAUCGCCACACACAAGUGCAUUGCGUCUUGUGUGUGUGGGUGUGGGUGUGGGUGUGUGUGCAGGUGGUGCACUGAUGGCUUCUGUGCAGACCCCUCCCCCCCUCCCC